AAACUCAAAAAUCAAAAAAGCUAAAAAAUGCGUUGGAAAUUCCGUCCACUCUCUUUUGCAUCACUAGCCGUGGGCGAUUCAAGUCAAAGCGAGUUUGCUGGUUGUGUGAAGAACUUUUCGGGGAUUUUAGUUGGCAACAGACAAGUGCAAGUGUUGGAACACGAUUUUUGACGAUGGCUUCCGUUUCGAUCCAUUUCCGCAACAUUAUCUAGGAAAAUAGUUGGAAUUAAAACGCGAAAUUGUUGUUUUGUGUUUGAACGGUGGGGGCAAUUUUCAAAGUUGAAACAGGCAAAGGCAAGUCUUACACCGGCAUUAUUUGGAAAAGAUUAAAGAUGUUUCAAACCUCAGCAUUAUUUCUGUGCGUUAUUCUUGCGUUCUCCUGCGCUGCAGGUUUGGAGACUUCGGACCUUGAGGCAAAUGUCAACUCCCACAACAAAGUUGUCGUUUGCUACGUAGCAGGAUGGUCUGCAUGGAGAUCUGCUAAUGGUGAAUUUGUUGCUAAUAAUAUUGACCCCAUGUUGUGCACACACAUCAUCUACGCAUUUGCUGUCAUGAAUAAUGUCAGCCAUUCAAUUUAUAGUCCCGACACUUAUCUUGAUACAGAAGAAACUGGUGGCAGAGCACAGUACAAAAAAGUCGUGAGCUUCAAGCAAAAGCAGCCAAAACUCAAAGUUUCUAUUGCCAUUGGUGGAUGGAAUGAAGGAUCUGGGAAAUAUUCCGACAUGGCCCAGACGCCUGAAACCCGUAAAGCUUUCAUUCAAAGUGUUUUAGCUUUUAUCAAGAAACAUGGUUUUGAUGGAUUGGAUAUGGAUUGGAUGUAUCCUGGAAGCCGGGAAGGAUCCCGCGUACAAGAUAAAGAGAAUUUCGCACUCCUACUUCAAGAAAUGCGAGCAGAAUUCGAUAAAAGCGGACUACUUUUAACAGCGGGGAUAAGUGCGAAACUUGAAGUCAUCGAUCUUGGUUACGAUGUUCCAGCAGUUAGCCAACAUCUUCACUUCAUUCACGUCAAGGCAUUCGACUACAACGGACAGUGGAAUAAUCAAACGGGACACAAUGCCCCGCUCAGGUCGCCAGUCAGCAGCAGUGUGAUAGAACCCAAUCUUCGUCGCAGUGUAGAGGACACAGUCAAAUAUCUGCAGAAACUUGGUGCAACACCGGAAAAAUUGGUAAUCGGCGUUCCAUUUUUCGGGAGAACAUUCAAUCUUGUCGAUAGAAACUUGCACGAAAUCGGUUUUGCAUCGAAUGGAUCUGGAUUUCAAGGACCGUACACUACUGAAGAUGGAUUACUUGGAUACAAUGAGAUCUGCAAAGAGCUCACUAAAAUUCAAGAAGGUGAUAAGUGGGUUGAACAAUGGGACGAUGUUGCUCAAGUCCCUUACAUGUACAACGGCAACAAAUGGGUUUCAUAUGACAACGAGAAAAGUGUUGCCGUGAAGGCUCGCUACGCGUUUGAUCAAGGACUUGCUGGACUAAUGAUCUGGUCUAUAGAUACCGACGAUUUCCUGCCAGAAUGUUCCAACGUCAAAUACCCAUUAUUGAGAGCCAUUAAUUCCGCAUUCAAAGCAGCUUACAUAGAUAAACAAGAAAAGGUCAAAAUGAAAAUUAAAAAAGUGGGAGAACCUGAGAAUCCAGUGGAAGGAUCCAACGUCAUUUUAAAUUGUUACAUUGAAGGGUAUGAUUGUCCUUAUCCUCCAAAGUGGUUCUAUCAGAACAGCAGUGGGGACUAUCACCCACUAACUUUCACCAAUACAAGCUUGAAGUUGAUUCCAGAAGCUGCGAUUCAAAUCUCUGAGCAACCAAACAAAGACAUUCAAAUAAAGACAGAAGGAUCUUACGAUAUCAGCAAAGAUUUCUAUGUCUAUAACAGCACCCUCGACUUGAAAAACGUAACCAUGGAUACGCCCUAUACAAAAUUCAAAUGCGAAAUAAACGACACGGUUAAAGAGAUUUCAUUCACAGUUCAAGAACUAAACAACGACCCAGUGUCUAAUGCAAUUGCGCUAAACAAAGGGGAAGUCCAGAAUUUGACUUGCAAUCGAUUGUCUCAUGUUCCUGUUCAAUGGCUCAAGGAUGGAAAGAAAUACACCGGUCCAGUCUACGAGAAUAAAACCGCGUCUGUUUUGACACUAGAUGGAAAAGCAAAUGAAUUGGGAACGUACGAAUGUCGAUGGAGCAACAGCAGAGGAGAGGCAAGACAGAGAAACUUCACCGCCAGCCUCUCGUUCAUUGAUAACACAAAUAUCAUCAUCGUAUCGGCAACUGUUAUUGGAUUUCUUGUAUUAGGAAUAGGAAUCGGGAUUAAAUUUUACCUCGACAAAAAAAGGGAAUUUCAUAAAAUGCUGAAUGGAGAUCCAAGUAAAAUCGACCCGGAAAUGCCGAUGGAAUACCAAUCGGAAUUCCUUCCCUACGAUAGGAAAUGGGAAUUUCCGAGGAAACGGCUCAGACUCGGUCGAGAACUCGGAUCCGGAUGUUUCGGUCGAGUUGUUCAAGCCGAGGCCGUGGGCAUCCAAGACGCCAACGAAACUUCGACCGUGGCCGUUAAAAUGAUCAAACCGACGGCCAAUUCUAAUGAAGCUUUGGACGCUCUCGUAAGAGAAUUAAAAAUUAUGAUCUAUUUAGGGGAACACUUGAAUGUCGUCAAUUUACUGGGGGCCUGCACCAAAACCAACAUCAAAAGAGAAAUUCUGGUCAUUAUCGACUUUUGCGAGUUCGGCAAUUUGAAAUCUUAUUUGAUUAACCACCGCGACAAUUUCGUGAACCAGUUGAGCGAUUCAGGAGAUUUGCAAUCCGAAAAUGAAACGACGGAAAUGGACAAAGCCACUAGAAAUGAAAAAGUUGCAAAUGAAUUAACCAAUGCUACCAAUGCAAUUCCGGAAAAUCAGCUUGAAAAUACGCCAGAACCGAGACAGACCCAAAAUUGCGGAGAAGACUCGAAUGCAACUUUCAAUCAAAUUAUUAAAACGAGCGAUUUAAUUUCAUGGUCGUUGCAAAUCGCUCGAGGGAUGGAAUUCUUAGCCAGCAAAAAGGUUCUGCACGGAGAUUUGGCGGCCCGCAAUAUCCUUUUAGCCGACGGCGGAAUCGUCAAAGUCGCCGAUUUCGGAAUGGCGAGGCAAAUGAAGGAUUACGAUUACAAGAAACAGGGAGAUGAAUUAUUGCCUGUUAAAUGGAUGGCAAUCGAAUCCCUGACGGAUCACGUUUUUUCCAGCCAAUCGGAUGUCUGGUCCUACGGGAUUCUCUUAUGGGAAAUCUUUUCCCUUGGCAAAGUUCCAUAUCCAGGAGUGGAGAACGCCUUUUUACUCUCGAAUCAAAUUCUAAACGGAUAUCGAAUGGAAAAACCAAAAAACGCCCCAAAUUUCAUUGGGGAAACGAUGACAAAGUGUUGGCAAAAAGAUCCAAAGGAAAGGCCAACCUUUUCCCAACUGGCCGACGUAAUAGAAAAACAAAUCGAGUCCGUUGUCGGCUUCGAUUAUUUGAAUUUAUGUGGAUCGGAUAAUGAAAAUGGUCUAAUCAGAGAAAUAUUCGAUCCUACUCCAACAAAUCGUCUGGAAAUUGUCAAAUUUUUAAACGAGACAAAGCAAUCGCAACCAACAGAGGGAAUAGAAAACCUUAGUUUCUUCAGUGAAUCUGAAGUCAAAUAGAGCCAUUUGAUUUAAACAUUGGUUUCUUCUUCUAUUGUGCACAAAAAAAAGUAACAUGAAAGAAUCUUUUUAAUUGCAAACCAAUCCAACAUGAAUAAAUUGUGUUCAACCUUUCGUGUUCGACAAAAACUGUUUGAAAAUGUCCCCCCCCCCCCACCUCAUUUUCUUCAUCAAAACCCAAACAGAC
This is a messenger RNA of Daphnia pulicaria, 3825 nucleotides long. Its product is annotated as mast/stem cell growth factor receptor-related protein Kit-like. Gene Ontology annotation, cellular component: signaling receptor complex. The record is from RefSeq and is a predicted model, not a curated record. Bases 333 to 3638 code for a protein of 1101 amino acids. Gene Ontology annotation, biological process: multicellular organism development; protein phosphorylation; carbohydrate metabolic process. Lineage: Eukaryota; Metazoa; Arthropoda; Branchiopoda; Diplostraca; Daphniidae. Gene Ontology annotation, molecular function: ATP binding; transmembrane receptor protein tyrosine kinase activity; chitin binding. The transcript has 22 exons.